Molecule: messenger RNA, 1658 nt
Organism: Linepithema humile (Argentine ant)
Lineage: Eukaryota; Metazoa; Arthropoda; Insecta; Hymenoptera; Formicidae
Source: RefSeq, a predicted model, not a curated record
UGACUACCGGAAUACAUUUAUCGAAUAGCAAGUUGCGUUACUCACACAUCAGUCACUAUAAAAAAGCGGCGUGAAAGAGCUGUCCAUCUUAAUCGCGCACUCGACCGUGGAUUCAUUCGUCGGUCGAAUGUGAUCCCCAAAAUAGUCGCCUAUAUUACGAGUAGUAUCAACGGAUCGUGUAAGAGGAAGUGGCACUCGUUAUUCCAGCGUAUACCUGAAACGCUUUUGAAACGCUGCCUUUUAAAACGCAGAAUCUCGAUAAAAAACCAUCGUUGGAAAAUCACCGGAAACUUGUCAGAAUAGUGCCAAGUGUUCUGCAAAAGAACUUGCAAAAAGUACGCGCGAACGAACUAAAGCUUUUAAAGAGAGGAGCGACAAAGGAAAUCGACGGAAAGUCUAGUUUCACCACGUUGGAAAAUUUCAAAGUAUGCGCGAGCAUAGCCGGUAGUGAGAUUUUAUGCACAAGUUCAGCGGUGAAUAUGGGAGUAACCCUACUGAUUGUAAUACUCACCGCAGCAUUGUCCGUGACUGCGAAUAAUAUCAGCGAACAAUGCCAAGUUCACAAUGAAAGCAAGCUUACAUGUAGUUGCAUCGGAAAUGAGAAACUCUCCCUGCCAGAGAAUUACGAUUACAAAAAAAUUAUCAGCGUAUCAGUCACAGGAUGUGUCUCAGUGAUUUUUUAUUACUCCACUAUGCCGGAAGCGAAUAAACUCGAGGAAAUGGUAAUCGAAAAUAUCAGCGAUCGUCUGGACUUUAACAUCUACAUUUCAUCGAGACGAAUGAGGCGGCUAAAACUCUCGAACAUCGGCCGGAUACCGAUCAUCGCGCCUUUAACGUUCGGAGCCCUGGCGACUAUCGACACGUUCGAAAUCGAAAACGUUUUCAUCGAGGAUUUUCAGGAGGAGCUCAGCUUCAUCAACGUGUCGCACUUUAUCAUGUCGAACGUCACAAUUCAGCGUAUAUGCAAGCUGAAUAUCUCCGAAAAGGGCAAAACAUUGCGCAUAGUAAAUAGUGAGUUACGGAACAUCACGACGUCCUUGAAUUUUGCCAGUUUCCAGAGUAUCGACAUCAUCAACUCUAGAUUCGAACUGCAAAAGCCGGACAUAAUGUCCUUUCAUGCCGACACCGCAAUCGUGAAAAACAGCGUCUUUUCGAAUAUAAGCCUUAAUCUAGUCGCGACUAGCAUCACAGUAAACGGCAUAUGCGCGGACGGCAAGAGCGCUCUGAGGCUCAAGGCGGAGAAUAUCGACAGCAGUCACAAUAUGCUGCCAAACGAGAUUAACUAUUCGAGAGACAAUCAGUCUAUCAAUUUCUUCACGAAUCUAAAUAACAUAGUCUGCAAAGCGGGCAAUUGUAAAUGCCCGAAAAGCAGCGGUCAGGCUCUGCCUCAAUCAGACGUCUCGAAAUUUAUCCUCGGAUGGUUAAUAACGUUGCUAUCAAGAUGCUUCUAUUAAUUCUUUCAUAUAAUAAUUGUGUAUUUUUAUAUUUCAUAGUACUUCAUACGCGAGCGAUAUUAUGUGUGUAAUCGAAGAAACUAUUUUUAUUUUGACAACUUGUGAAAAGUUAAUAAUCUCUGACGACUCAGUAAUGUUAAUAAUCUUUGGUAUAAAAUACCGUAUAAAAUGUAAAAUUAAAAAUAAAAAUCUUUAAAAAUGCCA